AUGGGGCUCCCCUGGAGGCAGCUGCGCCCUUGGCUGCUGUUCCUCGUGGUGCUGGUGUGGCCCCAGCCCUGCAUGAGCCUGGGUGAGUGGGGGUCCCGGGGUGGGUGCUCCUGGCCAGAUCCAAGGGGCUGGGGCACCUGCUGGGACCCUGGGAGCCCGCCCCCUCCGAUCGGGAGAGGCGGCCCCAGGGGCAGUGGGCCCUGGUCCCUCAACCCUAUCUCCACGGCCGCAGAGCUCAUCCCCUACACGCCGCGGAUAACAGCCUGGGACCUGGAAGGGAAGGUCACAGCCACCACGUUUUCCCUGGAGCAGCCGCGCUGUGUCCUGGAAGGGCAUGCCAGUGCUGCCAGCACCGUCUGGCUGGUGGUGGCCUUCAGCAACGCCUCCAGGGACUUCCAGAACCCCCAGACACUGGCUGAGAUCCCAGCCUCCCCGAGGCUGCUGACAGAUGGCCACUACAUGACGCUGCCCCUGACCCUGGACCAGCUGCCCUGUGAGGACCCAGUGGGUGGCAGGGGGCGCGCCCCGGUGCUUAGGGUGGGCAAUGACGCCGGCUGCCUUGCUGACCUCCAGCAGCCACGCUACUGCAACGCCCCCCUCCCCGGCUCUGGACCUUACAGGGUGAAGUUCCUCCUGAUGGACUCCAAGGGCUCACCCCAGGCCCAGACGAGGUGGUCCGACCCCAUCACUCUCCGCCAAGGGAAGUCCCCAGGCUCCAUUGACACGUGGCCAGGCUGGCGAAGUGGCGACAUGAUUGUCAUCACCUCCCUCCUCUCUUCUCUGGCCGGUCUCCUGCUCCUGGCCUUCCUGGCAGCCUCCAGCAUGCGCUUCUCCAGCCUGUGGUGGCCGGAGGAGGCCCCAGAGCAGCUGCGAAUCGGCUCCUUCAUGGGGACGCGCUAUAUGACCCACCACAUCCCACCCAGAGAGGCUGCCACGCUGCCCAUGGGCUGCGAGCCUGGCCUGGAACCCCUCCCCAGCCUCAGCCCCUAGCCUGGCCCAUACGGCUGGGGCUGGGGCCGUGGGGGACCUGCAUCCAUGUGCCCCUCCCCCAUCGCACCUCCCCACCCUGCCUGAAAUCCAUCCCACCACUAGCAGCCCUGCCUUGGGCUUUCCCA
This is a messenger RNA of Physeter macrocephalus (sperm whale), 1115 nucleotides long. It is a transcript of the gene UPK3B, whose product is annotated as uroplakin 3B. The record is from RefSeq and is a predicted model, not a curated record. Gene Ontology annotation, cellular component: membrane. Bases 1 to 990 code for a protein of 329 amino acids. Lineage: Eukaryota; Metazoa; Chordata; Mammalia; Artiodactyla; Physeteridae. The transcript has 5 exons.